AUGCAGGCAGAGGUACAGGUGGGGGGUGAUGAAGGGGGCAAAGCACAUCACCAUGUCCUCUACUGUCUUCAGGUGCCUGUGGUGGUGUCAGCUCCUGUUGAGCAGAAUCCUAAACUUGAGUUGCAGCAGAUAGCGGCUAAAAUUGGGGGUGAUGCAGCUACCACGGUGAACAACAACACUCCAGACUUUGGGUUUGGGGGUCAGAAGAGGCAACUGGAAGAUGGAGACCAGCCAGAGAGCAAGAAACUGGCUGCUCAAGGUGACUCCAUGUCUGCUCAGCUUGGACCGAUUCAUCCUCCUCCCAGGUCUACAGUGACUGAAGAGUACAGAGUACCUGAUGGCAUGGUGGGACUCAUUAUAGGCAGAGGCGGUGAACAGAUCAACAAAAUCCAGCAGGACUCUGGCUGCAAAGUACAGAUAUCGCCAGACAGUGGCGGCUUGCCAGAGCGGAGCGUCUCUCUGACUGGGUCCCCGGAAUCUGUCCAAAAAGCAAAAAUGCUGCUGGAUGAUAUUGUGUCCCGGGGCCGCGGGGGGCCGCCCGGCCAGUUCCACGACAACGCCAAUGGGCAGAACGGCACAGUGCAGGAGAUCAUGAUCCCCGCUGGCAAGGCGGGGCUGGUGAUCGGCAAAGGCGGGGAGACGAUUAAGCAGUUGCAGGAGCGAGCGGGCGUGAAAAUGAUUUUAAUCCAAGACGGUUCCCAAAACACCAAUGUAGAUAAGCCCCUUCGGAUAAUUGGAGACCCUUACAAAGUCCAGCAAGCGUGUGAGAUGGUGAUGGACAUUCUGCGUGAACGUGACCAGGGCGGCUUCGGUGACCGAAAUGAAUACGGUUCCAGGAUCGGUGGAGGAAUAGAUGUCCCCGUGCCCAGGCAUUCUGUCGGUGUGGUGAUCGGCCGCAGCGGAGAGAUGAUCAAGAAAAUACAAAACGAUGCUGGCGUUCGGAUACAGUUCAAGCAAGAUGAUGGGACGGGUCCAGAGAAGAUUGCCCAUAUUAUGGGGCCCCCAGACAGGUGCGAACAUGCUGCCCGGAUUAUAAACGACCUCCUGCAGAGCCUUCGGAGUGGCCCGCCGGGUCCCCCGGGCCCAGGGAUGCCCCCCGGGGGCAGAGGCCGUGGCCGAGGGCAGGGUAACUGGGGCCCUCCCGGAGGAGAGAUGACCUUCUCUAUCCCUACUCACAAGUGUGGGCUGGUGAUUGGCAGAGGCGGGGAGAACGUCAAAGCCAUAAACCAGCAGACGGGGGCGUUCGUCGAGAUCUCCCGGCAGCUGCCUCCCAACGGGGACCCCAACUUCAAGCUGUUUGUCAUCCGAGGCUCCCCGCAGCAGAUCGACCACGCCAAGCAGCUCAUCGAGGAGAAGAUCGAGGGCCCCCUCUGCCCAGUUGGGCCUGGGCCUGGGCCAGGAGGGCCCCCAGGCCCUGCUGGCCCCAUGGGCCCGUUCAACCCAGGGCCGUUCAACCCAGGGCCGCCAGGAGCCCCCCCUCAAGAAUCCCCUCCUGUCUGGAGCCCGAGCUUCGGCCCCUCCUUCCGGUCGCAGAGCAGGGGAGAAUGGGCACCUCCACCGGGACCUCAGCCAGACUACAGCGCAGCCUGGGCAGAGUACUACAGACAGCAGGCUGCCUACUACGGACAGACACCGGGGGCUGGGGGCCCAGUGCCGCCGCCGACGCAGCAGGGACAGCAGGGGAGGGACCAGCCCGACGUGGAGCUGAUCUUCAGGGCUGACCAAAGCGGCUGCUUCCGAAACGAGAGUCUCUUCCAGGCUUGA
Messenger RNA from Pelodiscus sinensis (Chinese soft-shelled turtle), 1764 nucleotides. The record is from RefSeq and is a predicted model, not a curated record. Lineage: Eukaryota; Metazoa; Chordata; Testudines; Trionychidae.